Molecule: messenger RNA, 1938 nt
Organism: Solea senegalensis (Senegalese sole)
Lineage: Eukaryota; Metazoa; Chordata; Actinopteri; Pleuronectiformes; Soleidae
Gene: tpp1
Product: tripeptidyl peptidase I
Exons: 13
Coding region: 78-1757 (559 amino acids)
Biological process (GO): central nervous system development; proteolysis
Molecular function (GO): serine-type endopeptidase activity; tripeptidyl-peptidase activity
Source: RefSeq, a predicted model, not a curated record
GCUGUGUGUGUGGGGACUAGUCCGCAGCAGCAGCAGCAGCAGAGUUGUCUGAACCAGCAGAGGACACGGUGGACACUAUGGACACGCUACUGACUCCGUCCAUCCUGUUGUUGCUGUUCAGCACGUUUGUCUGGAGUGGAUUCCUCGAAUAUGACCAAGACGUCUUGAUCCCAGACGACUGGACCCGUGCCGGUCGCGUCGAUCCCUCUGAGGAGCUGGAGCUGACCUUUGCCCUGAAGCAGCAGAAUGUCGACGUGCUGGAGGAGAAACUGCGACUGGUGUCAGACCCCGACUCUGCUCAAUACGGUAAAUAUCUCAGCCUGGAGGAAGUGUCCUCCCUGGUGCGUCCGUCUGAAGUGACCCACAAAGCGGUGCGUCACUGGCUCCACAGUCAUGGGAUUACAAACUGCCGGAGUGUUUGCACUCGGGACUUUUUGCAGUGCACCAUGACUGCAGAGGUUGCAGAGAUGUUGCUUCCGGGAAGCAGGUUCCAACGUUACGUCAGAGACGGACGCACCAUAGUGAGGUCUUCAGCGCCGUACUCGGUUCAUGACGAUAUUCACCAGCACCUGGACUUCGUUGGAGGGCUUCACCGUCUCCCUCCCAAAGGACAGGACCAAGUGCGAAAGGACCCUGGAGGAGGAGGAGGAGUGCACAUGGGAGUGACUCCUGCUGUCUUAAGGCAGCGCUAUAACCUGACAAAAGCUGAUGUGGGGACAAGUCAGAGCAACAGCCAGGCCGUAGCUCAGUUCCUGGAGCAGUAUUAUCACCCUGCAGACCUGGUCGAGUUCAUGAUCAUGUACGGCGGAAGCUUCCAGCAUCGGUCUCAGGUGGAUCGAGUGGUCGGCACCCAGGGGGGAGGACGGGCCGGUAUCGAGGCCAGUCUGGACAUUGAGUACAUCAUGAGCACGGGGGCAAACAUCUCCACCUGGGUCUUCACCAAUCCGGGCCGUCAUGAGUCUCAGGAGCCUUUCCUUCAGUGGAUGGUUCUUCUCAGCAACAUGUCCGACCUGCCCUGGGUUCACACCAUCAGUUAUGGCGAUGACGAAGACAGUCUGUCCACUGCCUACAUGAUGCGCAUCAACACGGAGUUCAUGAAGGCCGGCGUCAGAGGAAUCUCUCUGCUCUUUGCUUCUGGUGACAGCGGUGCGAGCUGCAGACAUUUAGGAAAAGAAAACACCUUCAGGCCCAGUUUUCCAGCUUCCAGCCCGUACGUCACCACAGUAGGAGGAACCUCGUUCAAAAAUCCAUUUAAGGUCACAUACGAAGUCACUGAUUACAUCAGCGGAGGAGGAUUUAGCAACGUCUUCAAGAUGCCCGACUACCAGGUCGGUGCAGUGGAAAGUUAUCUGAAGAGUGUGGCGGCGACUCUUCCUCCUCGCUCAUACUUCAACAGCAGCGGCAGAGCUUAUCCGGACAUGGCUGCGCUGUCUGAUAACUACUGGGUGGUCAGCAACAGGGUCCCUGUCCCUUGGGUGUCUGGGACAUCGGCUUCAACCCCUGUGGUCGGAGGCAUUCUGUCGCUCAUCAACGACCGUCGGCUGCUGAAGGGUUUGCCUGCUCUGGGCUUCCUCAACCCUCGCCUUUACAAGCUCAAGGGACAGGCUCUUUUUGACGUGACUGAAGGCUGUCACCUGGGCUGCCUGGAUGAGCAGGUUCAGGGGAAAGGUUUCUGUGCUGUGCCGUCGUGGGAUCCUGUCACAGGCUGGGGGACACCCAACUACCCCGCACUGCUGGCGGCGCUGCAGGCUGAGUGAACACGGGCAAAGACUCCAUGCGGGGUGUAACGAAGGGUUAAUGCUGCCUAUCUCUUUACAUUGAUGCUUCUUUUCUCUUUUUUUCUCCAUUACAAGUUGAAAACAAUUGACCGAAUAUAUACAGUGGGUACGGAAAGUAUUCAGACCCAUUUACAUUUUUCACUCUUUGUUUCAUUGCAGC